Saprolegnia diclina VS20 is the source of this 4225-nucleotide messenger RNA. RefSeq lists its product as hypothetical. The record is from RefSeq and is a predicted model, not a curated record. NCBI's taxonomy places the organism in Eukaryota, Oomycota, Saprolegniomycetes, Saprolegniales, Saprolegniaceae. The coding region runs from base 59 to 4177 and encodes 1372 amino acids. The transcript has 13 exons. Gene Ontology annotation, molecular function: cysteine-type deubiquitinase activity. Gene Ontology annotation, biological process: protein deubiquitination.
GUGAGGGCUCGUAUCCGGAUACGCGAUUGCGGCAAGAAGGUUCCUUGCUGCGAAGAUAAUGGGAGCAGCCUCGAGCAUCGACGAUGGGGCGCCGGACCUCGAGCCGUACGACCGCCUGCGCGAAGGCUUCCGCCGCUUGCUGCCGCCGGGCGCGCCGCGAGGCCAUGGCAUCGACCGCGCGACCUUCCGCUACAUGGUGCUUGCGUCCUUCCCUCGCUUCCCGCGGACGCUGGCCGAGCGCAUCUUUGACGUGCUCAACGUCGAGCACUCGGGGCUGCUGCAGCUAAGCGAGCUCCUUGCCGGUCUCGAGCUUUCGCGUGACGUUCCAUCCUCCGACGCCAAGCUGCAGCAGGCGUACCGCGAGAAGCAGUGCAAGCUUCUCUUUGCCAUCUACGACUACAACGACACGGGCUUGCUCCAGCGCGACGUCCUCGAGCGUUUUGUCAUUGUCAUCUAUGGCGCAGCGAAGCUGCCGCUUGUCGCACCCGCGCUCGACGUGCUCUUUGACAAGGCUACGCUCUCGCAGGCGCCAUUCCUGACGUACGCCGAGUUCCACCGCCACUUUGAGACGCGCAAUGCAUCUUUGGAGUUUCUCUUUCGCUGGCUGGCGACCGUCGCCAUGCACGUCGGUCGCGGCCCGGACCCCGGUAUCGGCGCACUGCAGACGGCGUACAGCGUCGUUGCGAUCCGCGACCGCAUCCGCGCCGACACGCUCUUGACGAUUGAAGAGAUUUGCAACCUUGAAAAGUGGUUUCAGCGCGCCCUCACGAGCGGCCAGCGGCUCGCGACCGACGCGUUCGUCCAAAGUACCUUUGCCGCGUCAACGUCGCCACGCUUUGCAGAGGCCCUCGCACGCUUCAUCGGCCCGCGCCUCGACUUUCACCAGUUUUGCCUCCUCGUGUCGACCUUUGCGCGGAGCUCCACCGACGACGCGCUGCGCUACCUCUUUCGCAUCGUCGCGGACCCGCGAUUGACGCAUGCCACGCUCGUCGAGCUCGUUGAACACCCAAUGCAUGACAACGCCACCUCGUCCCAUAGUGCAGACGACAACGUCCGGGCGGAUAGCGACGACGCUGAUGGGUACACGCUCGAAGCGUUUGUCGAACUGGCAACUUCGUCGUCGUCGCGCUCGUUGGUGGAGCCGCUUUUGCAUGCACUGGCCAUCGCCGUCUCGUCCCAGUUCAACUACAGCGUCAAGCCGCAGACGCCAGCGAUCGAGCGCUGCAUCGUGCGUGCCCGCUGGCUCGACUACACCAUCCCUCAGCGCUUGCAUAUCUGGCACCUCGUUGACACGGCGUGGUGGUGCGCGUGGUGCAAGUACUCGGGCUUCCACGUGCUCGAAGGCACCCGCGGCGGGUCGCUGCCGUUUCCAGCCCUGCCCGCCAGCGUCGUGCAAACCACUGGCCUCGACGUGUGUGACGACGACGCGUCGACGACCGAGCGGCCGCCGCGCCUCAACAAUUGGGCGCUGCAGCUGCGUGCCGGCAGCCGUCGGCUCCAGCCCAACAUGGUGCUCGGCCAGCAUUUUCACCUGUUGCCCGAGCCCGUGUACACGGCGUUGGUGGCGUGGUUUGGCGGCGGCCCGCCCUUUGCGCGGUCCUAUGUCGUCGGCGACGACGGGCACUUGACGUUGGAGCUCUUCCCGCUUGUGCUGCGGGUCGCCAAGACCACGUACCGCGGCGACAUCACGUUGUCGGGCGAGGAGAUCCUCGUCGGCGCGCACUCGACGACGGCGUCCAUGCUUUACGACUGCUGCCACGCGCUCGUCGUUUUGCGCGAUGCAGUAUCCAAAUCCCGUCUCUGGGCAUUCCGCCAAGACCAACCGUUGGCCAAGGUGCUACUGCCACCCAAUGCACUGCCCUACGCCCAGCUCAGCCAAGAAUGGGUCUUGCUCGUUGAAGUGCAAGACAGCGACGGGUCCUGGCCGCUCUCCCAGCCGGAAGGAAGUCUGGACGAGACAGCACCCGAGAGUCACCCGCCGUCUUCGGACGCGCCAAAAUCUUACUCGAACGGGCUCGUCGGACUCGACAACCUCGGAAACACGUGCUACAUGAGCAGUGCGAUCCAGUGCUUGAGCCACUCACGCCUGCUCAGCGAUUACUUUCGUACCGGGCUAUACCGGCACGACAUCAACACGCGCAACCCGCUGGGCAUGCAGGGGCGCCUUGCGGCCGCGUUUGGCCAGCUCGUGCUGCAGCUCUGGACAACGUCCAAGAAGCACUUGUCACCAUCGCCGUUCAAGGCGGUGCUCGCCAAGUACAAUAGCCACUUUGACAACGACGACCAGCACGACGCCCAAGAACUCCUUGCGUUUCUUCUGAGUGGUCUCAGCGAAGAUCUCAACCGCGUAGUCGAGCCGCCGCCAAGCACGCCGAUCGCCGACAGCCAUGGCCGGCGCGACGCGGACGUGGCCGACGAGUGGUGGCAGACGUUUCUCCAGCGCGAAGUGUCGGUCAUUGUCGCACUCUUUAUGGGCCAGUACAAGUCGCUGCUCACGUGUUCGCGCUGCCAUUUUGCGUCGGCGUCGUUCGAGCCAUUCACCUUUCUCCAACUGCCGCUGCCCGAGAGCACGCUGCGGCACCUCGUCUUGACGAUCGUGUUUCGCUGCGACCGACCGCCGCUGCGCGUCACAGUGCCGAUCCAGCGCAGUGGCACCAUCGCCGACGUCAAGCAGGCCGUGCUCGCGCUCGAUGUCGUUGAGACGGCCCACCUCAUUGCCGCGUGCCUCCAAGGUCGGGACGGCGUGGUGCACACGGUCUUUGCCGCGGGCCAUAGCGUGUCGCAUAUUCGUGACGACGAGCCCCUCAUCGUGUACGAAGUUGACGAUGUCACCGCCCUGCAGCAGCAAGCGACGUGCGACCCGACCGCGCCGCUUCGCGUCGGCGACGCGGUUGGCGUCCCGAGCGACCGUGGCGGCACGCCGUCGCACGCGCGCAUCACUCACUGCAACGCCAACGGCACUUACGAUAUUGCGUACUGGACGGGCAAGCGCGACAGUGGCUUGUCGCGCACACGCGUCUUGCAGUACGCGGGCAAGAGCGUGCACGUGUACUUGGUGCAUCGCCGCAUGGAGCACUCGAACGUCUUCUUGACCGACCCGUGUGUGUUGCGGCUGUUUGGGACGCCGCUCGUGCUGCCGUUUGUACCAAGCGCCACGACAGGUUAUGCCUUGUACGUGGCAGUCUGGCAGCGUCUGCGUCGUAUCUUUCAUUGGACCGAGCUGCCGGUGCCGCUCAAGACCGCUCGCGCACCAAGUGCGCGCAGCAACGUGGCGACCGUUGCCCUCGGUCGCGGCCUGGAGGACACGGGGUUUGGGUUUUGUCUCCGGAUGGUGACGACCGACGGGCUAGCGUGUUCGCGCUGCGACUGGCUCGACGGCUGCCGCGGCUGCUUGGUGCCCAGCGACGACGUCGCCUUCGUCCAAAUGUGCGGUCGCGAGACGCUUGCGAUCGACUGGGACAUGGCGACCAUGACAGAAGUCUACGACGGCGGCGAAGCCAGCAAAGUGGUGGUGCACCCGAGCUACCACACGUACAAGGCGGUGGUCGACGCGCCCUUGAGCUUGGCGUCGUGCCUGCUCGAGUUUACGGCCUGCGAACCCAUGGACGAGGCGUUUUGCGGCCGCUGCAAGGCGCUGUCGCCGUCGACGAAGAAGAUGGAUCUCUGGCGCCUCCCGCCAUUGCUCGUGAUCCAGCUCAAACGCUUCCAGUACACGUCGUCGUCCAAGAAGAAGCUGCGGCAGCUCGUCCACUUCCCACUACGUGGCUUGGACUUGGCGGAUUUUCUCGUCAAGAAGACGCUGACACCAGGGCUCGAACACUGGCAAUUCCUCGGUGGCAAGCUCGCGACGCAACACGAGGCGCGUCCCAACAGCGUCUACGACCUGUACGCGGUCAUCAACCACAUGGGAGCCCUUGGCGCCGGCCACUACGUCGCCAACGUGCGAAGCGAGAGCGAUCAAAAGUGGCGGUGCUUCAACGACCACCUCUGCCGCGACAUUGACGAGCGCGACGUGGUCUCGUCAUCGGCCUACAUUUUGUUCUACGCACGCCGCGACAUGCAGUCGCUGCCCGUGCGCCAAGUGUUUCCGCCCAACAUGAGUGCCAGCCCGCUCUCGGACGAUGAGCUCUCAGCGAUGCUCUCGGACCGGGACGGCUCGCGCUGUACGAUUAGCUAGCUUUUAUAAAGUUAUGGAAGAACUUGCAGGUGCUGGAUGUGGUCAAGA